UACACUUUCACCAUUAUAAAUGACUCAGGAGAAAUAUCUCAAUCUCUAUCUCAUCUUUCUCUCCAUCCCAAAACCAUUCAUUCCAUAAAUUCUAAAGAAAAGAAAAAUCCCAAGAGAGAGAGAGAGAGAGAGAGAGAGAGAGAGAGAUGGGGGGAUUUGAGGAGCAGUUGAAGGAGAGGGCAAAGGAGCUGAAGCAUCUGGUGAAGAAGGGGGUGAAGGUGGUGGGAGAAUCUUGCAAGAAAACAUGGCACAAGGUCAAGAAGAUCAGGGGCUGAUAAUUAAUAUAUAAUACUUCAUUAGAUAUAUAUAUAUAUUCCACAACUAAAAAAAAUGAAAAAAAAAUGUAGUGGUUUUUGUUUCUGAUUUAGUUUCCCUUUUCUUUUUGUGUUGAUUUUCUCUUUCUUUUUUUCUGGGUCUUAUUUCUAUUAUCUUUUUGGGUAUCUUUAUGUAGAAGACAUGGUCAAAUUAAAAAAAAAAAAAAAUUAGGAGAUCUGAUUGGUUGCUGUUUCUUUCUCUUUACCCAGUGAUGUGUUUGUGAUUUUAUGUUGUGGCUUGUGCCCUGAUUGAUGUAAUCUACAAGAUCUCUAACUCCUGAGCUUUUGUUAUAUAUAUCUAAGGAUUUUUAUUAA
Molecule: messenger RNA, 629 nt
Organism: Ananas comosus (pineapple)
Lineage: Eukaryota; Viridiplantae; Streptophyta; Magnoliopsida; Poales; Bromeliaceae
Exons: 1
Coding region: 147-275 (42 amino acids)
Source: RefSeq, a predicted model, not a curated record